Cuscuta epithymum is the source of this 2441-nucleotide messenger RNA. Lineage: Eukaryota; Viridiplantae; Streptophyta; Magnoliopsida; Solanales; Convolvulaceae. The record is from the annotation of a GenBank genome assembly.
UGAAUAUGGAUCAUGGUGAUUUUUUUUUUUGUGGUAAUUACCCGGAAGGUCUGCUCUUGUAUGAUCUAUUAUCAUUUAUAGCCCAAUUACUUUUCAUUUUCAUUUUUAACUUCUAAGUUUUCAAUUUUAUUUUCUUAUUUCAUUUUAGGCAGUUUGCCGACCUCUUUCAGAAAAAGAUACGCAGAGCAAAUUUCCAAUCGACUUUCUCAUGGACGUGUGGAUGAAAAAAUCCAGGAGAGCCAAUCAACAGAGAGAUAAAUAAACUGGCACACGCGGUGACCACCACCUGUUACUGCCAUUGCCUAAUCUGCGGAAUUGAAUCCACCAAAUAUCCAAAGCAGAGUCGAUCAAGCUCGAUGAGUGGUAAAAUUUUUGUUGAGAACGGGCGGGGUUCAUCAUACUUAGCGAUUUGAUGAGCGAGGAACCUCUUUCGUAUCUCUCUAACAGCAACCAGAAUUCCCUUUGGAAAGCUGAAAUCCUCUAAAACCAGAACGACGUGCAACCCGAAAGCAGCCCAGAGAUAUGGGAAGUAACCGCCGUGGUUUUUGUGGAAAUAAAGUUAUGGACGGAAAAGGAGAAGCUCCGGCGAUCGGAAUCGACUUAGGUAUGACGUACUCCCGCGUCGGAGUGUGGCGACCCGAAAAAGACCGUGUAGAAAUCAUAGCCAACGACAUUGGGAACAGAAAGACGCCGUCUUGCGUCGCGUUCAUGGACACUGAGAUUUUCAUUGGCGAUUCUGCCAGAAACCAAAUUUCCAUGAACCCCAUUAACACCAUCUUUGAUGCUAAGCGAUUGAUAGGGAGGAGAUUCAGUGAUCCCUCAGUGCAGAGUGACAUGAAGUUUUGGCCCUUCAAGGUUGUUGUCGGGCCUUGUGACAAGCCAAUGAUUGUAGUGACCUACAAUGGUAAGGAGAAGCAAAUUUCUGCAGAGGAAAUUUCUUCAAUGGUUCUAACACAGAUGAGGGGGAUUGCAGAGGCCUGUCUCGGAACAACAAUCAAGAAUGCUGUGCUCACUGUCCCUGUUGAUUUCAAUGCCUCUCGAAGCCAAGCCACAAAGGAUGCUGGAGUCAUUUCCGGUCUCAAUGUUUUGUCCAUCAUUGAUGAACACACCGCAGCUGCAUUUGCAUACGGAUUGGAUAAGAAAGCAAGCUCGGGGGUGAAGAAUGUGCUCAUAUUUGAUCUGGGAAGUUGUAGUUGUGAUGUUUCUCUACUCACGAUAGAAGAUGGAUGCAUUGAGGUUCAGGCCACCUCAGGUGACACCCUCCUGGGAGGUGUAUAUUUUGAUGACAGAAUGGUUGACCACUUUGUUCAGCAGUUCAAAAGGAAGCACAAAAAGGAUAUCAGUGAAAACCCCAAGGCUUUGAAGAGACUAAGGUCAGCGUGCGAGAGGGCAAAGAAGACCUUGUCAGGCAGCAUCCAGGCUACCAUUGGACUUGAUUCAUUGUUCGAGGGUAUUGGGUACGACUCACCCAUUGCAAGGUCGAUGAUGCUGAGGAUAGCACAUGAGAAAGCAAAGAGGAGUUCAUCUUCUACUGCUCAGGCCACAAUGGAAAUUGAUUCUUUCAAUAAGAGUAUUGAUUUUUACACAACCAUCACAAGGAUGAAGUUCGAGGAUCUGAACUUGGAUUUGUUUAGGAAGUGUAUGGAGCUGGUUAAGUGGUUUUUGAUUAAUGCUGGGUUGGAUAAGAGCGAUAUCGAUGAUGUUGUCCUUGUUGGUGGAUCUACUCGGAUCCCUAAGAUCCAAGAAUUGCUGCAAGACUUCUUCAACGGGAAGAACCUAUGCAAGAGCAUCGACCCGGAUGAAGUCAUUGCCUAUGGUGCUGCUGCACGUGCUGCUGCGCGUGCUGCGGUUUUGCAGGAGAGAUACAUGGAGCAGGUGAACCAUGAGAUGGAGCUCCAACGGAAAAGGAUCGUGGAGUUGGAGCUGGAGAACAAAAGACUCUUGGCCAAGGUAAACAGUAAACAGAGGGAGGUCAACGAAGCCAAAAAGUUGGCGGAGGGAUAUAAGUGUGAGAUGAUGAAUUUGAAAACGUAUGGGAGAAAGCGGCCAGGACCCGUAUGAAGAACUUUAGGAAAACUCCCUUCCACCCUCUAAACUGAUCCAUCCAUGUAAGUUAUGUAACCCAACCCUUUUGUUUGUUGUUGGAAUAUUGUUUUUGGUUUUUGCUGUCGUUCUUUCUCUCCUGCUUGCUGUGCAUGUAUUUACUACCAAAAAUUCUCAGAAAGCAACAUGACAUGAGAAAAGUAAGGAAAUAUCCAACCUUUGCCAUUACUCCAAGGAUCUAGUGUGUGUGUGUGAGAACUUUUCUAACUGUAAUGGACCCCAUUGUUAACUUUGCAAACCAUGUAAUUAAGAUUUAUACUGGCUGUGAAUCUUCAUGUAGUAUUAGGAAUAUUUUGUAUGGGUCUUAUUUUAUAUGCGGAGUAUUUGUCAUUUAUCUA